Messenger RNA from Paramisgurnus dabryanus, 4030 nucleotides. RefSeq names its product SKI2 subunit of superkiller complex (gene skic2). Lineage: Eukaryota; Metazoa; Chordata; Actinopteri; Cypriniformes; Cobitidae. Gene Ontology annotation, biological process: nuclear-transcribed mRNA catabolic process, 3'-5' exonucleolytic nonsense-mediated decay. The record is from RefSeq and is a predicted model, not a curated record. Gene Ontology annotation, molecular function: ATP binding; RNA helicase activity; RNA binding. Gene Ontology annotation, cellular component: Ski complex.
UCCGUCGCUGUAGUUACGCGCAGCUUCCUGCAGGAAUGAAACUGCACUGAUGCUGUAGAUCUGCCGAAGCUGACAUGGAGAGGAGAAUAGAGUUGCCACCAUUGGGUCCUGAUGAUUUGCCCUUGCAUCUGCUGGAGGUGGGCUGCUCUGGGAAUUUUGAGCUCAUUACACAUCCACUGCCCAAACACAUGACAAUACCUCCACUGAGCACGCUUCCCCAUGGCUUGCCCCCUGUAUGCCUGGAUUUAAAAGCAGAGGUGGAGAAACGUUUCCUCAGAGAUCCUGGUUGGCUUCCUAUAUAUGAUGUAGACGACGCCUUUCAGGACUUUACCAAGGUAUGCAAAAGAGAGGUAGAUGUGGAUUCGCUUUUCAACGCUCCUCUGUGUCCAGUGCACGCUGAGCUGUCUGUGGUGAGAGACCCCACUACUGGAAUGCUACUGGAUUUCAAAGAGGUGCUGAUAGAAGACACAGGGUUGUCUGCGAAAAAUUCGCUCUCAUUAAAAAGACAACCAGGACCUCCGUCAGAGAGCCUGAGAGGGAGUAACACAAACUACCCGUUUUUGCCAGCUGGAAUGGAAGAACUGACACUGGAGCAGAUAAUGAAGAAGUCAGGGCUGGAGGAGGACAUUGACUUUGAAAACAACCUGUUGGUUGUUGCUCCUGGAAUGAAGGGUGGCAUGGACUUCAGUACUAAAGAGGCCAAAACAACAAAGGGUGAGGUGAAUCUUAUGUCACUUCUGGAAACGUUGGAUGACAUCAUUGACACACCACUGGAGGAGAAAGAAGUCCCACAACAAGAAGAACCCACUAAACUUCCCAGAACCAACAGUCUGGAGGAUCUGGGAAUUAUAAUUCCACGCCCCUCUACUUCUCAACCUAAAGCGAACACACCAGAUGAAGAUAAGGGAGACAAAAAAUGGGCAAUUCCUCUGGAUGUCGCCUCACCUUGUGACGAUUUCUACAAACGGAUACCUGAUCCGGCCUUUAAGUAUCCCUUUGAGCUGGACGUGUUUCAAAAGCAGGCUAUACUCCGACUGGAGGCACAUGAGUCUGUCUUCGUUGCGGCCCACACAUCGGCUGGCAAAACGGUAGUGGCUGAAUAUGCGGUCGCACUUUCCCAGAAACACAUGACUAGGACCAUCUACACGUCCCCCAUUAAGGCCUUGUCCAAUCAGAAGUUUCGGGACUUUAAGAACACAUUUGGUGAUGUGGGGCUUUUGACUGGAGAUGUCCAGCUCAACCCUGAAGGCUCUUGUCUUAUCAUGACCACUGAAAUUUUGAGGUCUAUGCUCUAUAAUGGGUCUGAGGUCAUUCGAGACCUGGAGUGGGUCAUUUUCGAUGAGGUUCACUACAUUAAUGAUGCAGAGAGGGGAGUGGUGUGGGAAGAAGUGCUCAUCAUGUUGCCAGAUCAUGUUAGCAUCAUCCUGCUGAGUGCUACAGUGCCAAACGCUGUGGAGUUCAGUGAAUGGAUUGGUCGUAUUAAGAAGCGACACAUCUAUGUGAUCAGCACACUUAAGCGGCCCGUCCCUCUGGAGCACUACCUGUAUACCGGCAACAGCACCAAAACUCAGAAAGAACUCUUCUUGUUGCAGGAUGCCACUGGAAACUUCCUCACAAAGGGCUACUAUGCUGCAGUGGAUGCCAAAAAGGAGCGCACCAGUAAACAUGCGCAAUCUUUCGGCGCAAGGAAUGCAUCGCACAACACAACAGCAAGUCAGGAUCGGGCAGUUUGGCAGACGCUGCUGAACUUUCUGUCCCAGCGGCAGCAGACUCCUGUGGUGGCAUUCACAUUCUCACGGACGCGCUGUGACGAAAACGCCCGCUCGCUGAACUCUCUGGAUCUGACCACCUCUAUAGAGAAGAGCGAGAUCCACUCCUUCCUCCAGAAGAGUCUGAGCAGGUUGAGAGGAAGUGAUCGCCAGCUGCCGCAGAUCCUGUUAAUGCGGGACUUGCUGAAAAGAGGGAUUGGUGUUCACCACAGUGGCAUCUUGCCAAUCCUGAAGGAGGUUAUAGAGAUGCUCUUCUCACGAGGUUUAGUGAAGGUCCUGUUUGCGACAGAGACAUUUGCCAUGGGCGUGAACAUGCCUGCCAGAACUGUUGUGUUUGACACCAUCCGAAAACACGACGGCACUGGUUUCAGAAACCUCCUUCCUGGUGAGUAUAUUCAGAUGGCGGGCCGGGCAGGCAGGAGAGGUUUGGAUGCUACAGGGACUGUUAUCAUCCUCUGCAAGGCUGGUGUUCAUGAAAUGGGAGAUCUUCAUGCAAUGAUGCUGGGGAAACCGACAUUGCUGCAGUCUCAGUUCAGACUGACUUACACAAUGAUCUUGAACCUGCUCCGCGUUGAAGCCCUGAGGGUCACGGACAUGAUGAAGAGAAGCUUUUCUGAGAACCACAGAGAUACACAGACGCAUGAGAAGAGAAUAAGCGAGCUGAAAAAGGCACUCUCAUCUCUUCCUCCACUGGACACAGAAGGACAGUUAUCUGAUAUACUGCCAUAUUACCACACCAUCACAGAGAUGCGCUACACAACAGAGACCCUGCAGCAAGCUGUCCUGGAAUCAGUGAAUGGACUCAAAGCUCUGUCUGUUGGGAGAGUGGUGGUGGUAAACAACGAUCAGCACCACAACGCCCUGGGAGUCAUUCUGCAGGUGUCCAGUGAUGCUGUAAAUCGCACCUUCACCACUCUUAUUAUCUGUGAGAAGGGGAACGAGGAGCCUGCAGAAAAUCAGUCGAAUAAAUCCUCAGCUUACAUCUACAGCUCUGCACUGUUUAUUCCAGAGGGACCGUGCAGCCAUACAGUGCAGAAACUGAAGUUGUCGUCCAUCUCUGCCAUCACAACCAAAACCCUCAAAGUCAUUCCAGAGAGAAUCAUUGACAACUACAACAAAAGACAACAGCCACGCUUCAGACUUGAUCCACCAGGUCAGGCCAUUUCUACAGCAACCCAAGAGCUCCUGCGUUUAGCGGAGGCCAAUCCAGAUGGCAUAGCGACUCUUGACCCUGUGAAUGACCUGCACCUAAAGGGGGUAGAUGUGGUGGAGGGGGUGAUGAGACAGCGAGUGUUACAGGACAGCCUGAAAAACUUCCACUGCAUCCACUCACCCACCUUCACUGAACAGUUCGCCCGUGUGCAAGAAAGGAUGAGUGUGCAGGAUGAGCUGGACAAACUUCUCUUCCUGGUGUCUGAUCAGUCAUUGACUCUACUGCCUGAGUACCAUCAGAGAAUUAAGGUGUUGGAAGCUCUGAAAUAUGUGGAUAGCACUGGGGCGGUUCAGCUGAAGGGACGUGUGGCGUGUCAGAUCAGCAGUCAUGAACUCUUACUGACCGAACUACUGUUUGAAAACACCUUGAGUCCUCUGGCCCCAGAGGAGAGCGCCGCCCUGCUGUCCUGCCUUGUCUUUACACAAAAAACCCAAAUAGAUCCACACAUCCCCAACACUUUACAAGAGGGCAUCAAUCAAGUGCUUUCUGUGGCACAGCGUAUUGGUGAGCUACAGAUGGAUUGUGGGAUAGGUCAGACCGCUGAAGACUUUGUGUCCCAGUUCAAAUUUGGCCUGACUGAGGUUGUGUACUGCUGGGCAAGAGGCAUGCCAUUUGCAGAGAUCGCCGAGCUGACAGAUGUGCAGGAGGGGACGAUCAUUCGCUGCAUCCAGAGGCUGGAUGAGGUCCUGAAGGAAGUGAGACAGGCCGCUCGUAUCGUCGGUGACUCUGUACUCGGCAGCAAGAUGGAAAAAGCUUCGCUGGCCAUUCGUAGAGACAUUGUGUUCACUGCCUCGCUCUACACACACUGAGGAGGAAAGAUGCAGAGUGUGUGUGGAUUAGUAUGAAAUGGGAGUGUACAGAAUAUGUACUUGCAUUACUGAGUGCAUGUUUACAUUAUAAGGUGUGUAUGCAUGUACAGUACGAAUGAAGGAUUAAUUCACUCCAAAGUUGUGAACUUAAUCUGAAAUGGAAGUUGACAUCAAUCAUGGAUUGUAAAGCAAUCAUACAGCAAUAAAAUAAGCUUUAUAUCAUGAACACCACAUGAAAA